GUUCGCUCCUUUCCUUCCCAUACCUGUCUUUUCUCAUUUAAUGUGCAAUAGAAACAUACAUAGUGUUACUGCGUUAGCCCGUUGAUUAAAAAAUAAAUAAAAGGGGUAGAUUUGAAAAAAAAAAUAAUCAAUAUUCCCUUCUUCAUAAAUCGUUAUUUGGGUUUAAAAAUUGAAGCGAUUCAAUCAUCUGAAUUCUUUCAUCUAAUUAGUCACUCUCAAAAUAGAGAAUCGGUAGAGAUUGAAAACUGAGAAUGGAGAAAAUACAAAAUUUGAGGUAUUUUUGCUGCGAUGUUAAGCUGAGAUUGAAAUAUAAUGGAAGCAUUGCAUCCAAGAUCGGUGAAAAUGGGAGUGAACUGGUGACUCAAAUUAUAAAUAAGAUGGAUAUUAUUGAAGCUCUUAUUGGUCAGGCCGAGUCACAACUUCUAAUACCUGGUGGACUCGUCGAGAAUAAGGCUCUAGAACGAGUUAACAAUGCCAUCAAACGAGUCGAAACCUUCCUUGAACAGAAAACACACAACAAGGAGGAGGGUGUUAAAAUUGCAGAGGAGCUAUCACAGUUGAUGAAUUGGGUGCCUUUGGUUAUUGAGGAAGAAGGAAGUUGGAGAAAAGAUGAUAAAUACAAUAUUUUACAGAAGCUUAGUGAACAAAAUGACGAUCAUGUAUCAGUAAUUCCUAUUUUUGGUAUGCCUGGGACAGGAAAAACAGCUUUAGCUCAUCAUAUUUAUCACAGCAGGCGUAUUGAUACUCAUUUCGAUGUAAGACAUUGUGUUAACAUGUCUGACAAAUUUGAUGAAGGUCCGAGUAAAUUAUUGGAUCAUGUCUUUAGACAUCGAACUUCUGACAGUGAAAUAAUCAAGAAGUUCCAUGAUUUAGUUGAUCGGAAAAAAUAUUUGCUUAUAUUAGAUGAUGUAACACAACCAGAUCUUAGGGUUGUAUUGGAUGAGUUAUUGGGAAAGGUUGGCCGUGGAACCAAAGUUGUCUUAACUACAUCCCAGGAAAAUAUACUUGGUCCUUUGCAAUUGCAUAAGGAUGCCAUUUAUAAGUUGAAAGCCUUAUCUGAGGACGACUCUUGGACUUUGUUUAAAGGCAUAGCGUUCAGCAAAGAAGAUCAAGCGAGUAAUCAAGUUUUUUCUGAAAUUGGUUUAGAAAUCUGUAAGAAGUAUGCUCACAUACCCCGGCUUUUGGAAAACAUAGCCGCCUUUCUCUCUUGUAAAAAAGAAAAGGAAUGGUGUUAUUUUCACGAAAAUGUGUUGGGAAGCAUACAGGAUCCAUUGGACUGUAUUCUUUUAAGGGUAAACUUCAGAAGCUACAAAGACCUGUCUUUAAACAAUCGACAAUGUUUGAGUUUGUGUUCGUUGUUUCCUGAGGAUUAUGAAUUUCAUAAGGAUGACCUUACUCAUCUUUGGGCUGCCUUAAACUUUUUAACUGAAGAGGAAAAGCAGGAGGAAUUGGUUGGUUAUUCGUCGUUCAUGGUGUUGCACAAAUUUGGGUAUCUCUUGGAACAAAGAAAAAGUGAUAGCGAUGAGGAUACGAUUAGCUACAAGAUUGAUCCAUUAGUGAAAGAGUUCCUCAUGGAUGUAGUGAAUCAUGAUGAAUUCCAUUCUGGGAAUGAAAAACCAGAGAAAAUUGAAGGUAUGAAGCAUUUAAGUUUUAUCGUUGACUCUAAAUGGACUGCUCCGCCAUGGCUGUCAGAUGUUUCACAGUUGCAGUCUCUUCUUUUUCUGCCAAGUAAAUCUCGAGAGUUUGCAUCAAUUCCAGAUCUUUCUCAAGAGUUAUCAACUUUGAAGCAUUUACAUGUGUUGGAUUUGGCUGCUGCAUAUUGUGCAAACCUUGGAGAUUUCUUGGAUGAUAUGCAAGAGCUAAAAUACCUCCGCGUUGGUGUCUCUGUUGCAUCACUUCCUGAAGGCGUCACUAAACUGACGAAGCUGUGCACAUUGGAUCUCCGGCCUUCUAACAUAUUGGUAUUACCCACAAGGUUUCACAAAUUGACGCAAUUGAGGCACUUGUAUACCGGGGAUAGAUUGAUCGAUUUGCCUCCUAAAUUUGCGGAAUUGACUUCUCUCCAAAAGUUAGAUGUGUUCAAAGUGGGAGAAAAUAAUAAAUUAGAAGCACUAAAUAAAUUGAAUGGUCUUGUUGGGAAGCUAAAAAUCCGUUACUUGAAGUAUACCCAAGACCAAGAUACAUUGAAGGGUAUCACUAAAACCUUGAGGAACCUUUACCUAUCUAAUCUAUCCGUGGUAUGGUCAUCUGCAAAUGUGAGUCAUUAUAUGAAACCCCCUCAUGAUGUUGAAAGGUUUGUAGAUCCCUUUCGGAAAAACGAGCAGCUUUUUCAAGACUUGAGCUCCCUCCAUGGCCUUGUUUCUAUACGUAUCGAGCCUUGCAGCUGGUGCAAACAUCUUCCAGCUUUCAGUUCAUUGCCUCAUCUUAGGUCCCUUCAACUUUGGGGUCUUAAUGAGUUGGAAUACAUAGAGAUCCGGGGGAAUGAUGGAGAUACGCCAUCUACAGAACAUUACUUCCCAUCCUUGGAGUAUCUGAUGUUGGCUAACUUGCCAAAAUUGAAGGGAUGGUCACGUGAGGACCAUAAACAUCUUGUUUUUCCUCGUCUUCUUCAACUAAGAGUAAUUGGCUGCCCAAACUUGAAGGGGUUUCCUCAUAUGCAAAGGCUCGAAUCUAUAGAGGUACAUAACAUCCUAGCAGUGCUGCUGAAACAGAUGCUGUCGUAUCAGGAAUCGCUUUCAAGUUCUUCAACUUUGAAGACAUUGAUAAUUGUAUCAGUUCGUGGAUUGCAUUCUCUCUCUAUCAAUCUAUCUGCCUUACAAUCCUUGACUAUCAGGCAAUGCUUAACGUUAACAAACUUGGUUAUUGAACCUCCAUCAAUCCUCAAGCUGCUUGAAGUUUGUGAAUGUGCAAGCUUACAUAUUAGUGGUGCACCGAAACAUCUUUCUUGCCUAGAAAAAUUGGGAAUCAUAAGGUCAAACUUGGGGGAUAUGAACCAGGACGAUGAUCAUGACGCUGGGGAUGCUUGGCAAGGCCUCCAGAGACUCCGGCAUUUGAAAUUAAUUGACAUACCCGACUUGGAGUCAAUACCGAACAGCAUUGGUAGCCUAACAACACUAGAGGGUCUAUGUUUGCAAUCAAUUUCUAAAGUGAAAGCCCUUCCGGAUUGGCUUGGCGACCUUACUCGACUUCAACGGCUCACCAUCAAAAGCCUUCCCCUUUUAACGACACUUCCUGAAACACUUGGUCAGCUCUCUUCUUUAAAGCAACUUGAGGUUCAAUGUUGCCCAAAGCUGAAACAACUUCCCAACUCAUUUGCUAAUCUCAUGUCUUUGGAACAACUGGAUAUUCGCGAAUGUCCAAAGCUGGUGAAAAGAUGCCAACAGUCUGAUGGCGAGGAUUGGUCUGUUAUUCAGCAUGUUCCUGAAGUAUUCAAAAUAUGAUGACGUUCUUCAAUGAGGACGGGGAUGUCUUCUCCUACCACUAGCAGCCUAAGAAGAAAUCUUCGGAACUAGUAUUUACCUUGAGUAGUUCUGAUUCAUGUUGCAAGGACACCGCUACAUUGGCUCAGAGUCCGGUUGGAGUAGCAGUUGCACCAGCAGUGCUCAUCGUGAGAUACAUCUACAAAGCUCACAAUCGUAUGACAAGUAUACACCAUUAUUUUAUCCUAUUAAGUACUAUCUGUAUGAUAUAGUAACACCAUACUCCUACAUUUUCCUAUUUUGUCCGUCCUACUGAGAUUACUACAUUUUCAUUUUCAAAAUUGACCACACACACCCUCACUUUUGUACCUUCUGCACAUUUUAAUUUUGUCUUAUUAUCUUCAAAACCGAACCAAAAUUUUGUGUUAUGUGAUGCUCAAGUGUAGCAAUCUCAUCACGAUAGAAGAGUAUAUGUGAAGUUAUUGCUCAUAAUAUUAGCCAUGACCUAACCCAUCUUGGAUUGUUGUAUGAACUAUGUAAAGAAAGAUUCUGUACACUAUUUUGGAUAAAUUUGCUUGGUCAAAUAUCUUGUAUAGAUUUGCUUAUUCUGGGUUUCUGAUUAAUGUGGUUUAUGCAAGUAUAUUGUAAUUAUUAAUUAAUGAUGUUAAGUAGACAAUGGCUUUAUGGCAUGAUCUUUAUUUGUUGCAAGUUUUAUAUGAAGGAUAAGCUUGUCUUGCUACU
Amaranthus tricolor (Joseph's coat) is the source of this 4160-nucleotide messenger RNA. RefSeq names its product putative disease resistance protein RGA3. Gene Ontology annotation, molecular function: ADP binding. The transcript is spliced from 3 exons. The record is from RefSeq and is a predicted model, not a curated record. Gene Ontology annotation, biological process: defense response to other organism. The coding region runs from base 252 to 3440 and encodes 1062 amino acids. Lineage: Eukaryota; Viridiplantae; Streptophyta; Magnoliopsida; Caryophyllales; Amaranthaceae.